This is a messenger RNA of Pimephales promelas (fathead minnow), 1386 nucleotides long. The record is from RefSeq and is a predicted model, not a curated record. NCBI's taxonomy places the organism in Eukaryota, Metazoa, Chordata, Actinopteri, Cypriniformes, Leuciscidae.
UGUACGUGCUUUGUUGUACUUUUUUUUUUAUUUGUGGGUGGGCACUAUACACUUACAAAAAUGACAAAACUUGUUGAAGAUCAGAUCUUGAAACGUCUGAUAUCAUCAUUUCGCCAGCACACAAUAAGAGUUACAGGACCUGUCAUCAUAAAAAUAAGCUCAGAAGUCUUCUCAUUUGCAGAUCAACAUGGGAGACUGGGGAUUCCUCUCUAAACUUUUAGACAAAGUACAGUCUCAAUCAACCAGUAUUGGGAAGAUUUGGCUGACGGUUCUGCUGAUCUUCAGAAUAAUGGUGCUUGGGGCUGGACUGGAUAAAGUCUGGGGAGAUGAACAGUCCAAUAUGGUCUGCAACAUCAAAACUCCUGGUUGCUUGAAUGAAUGCUACAACGACGCCUUCCCCAUUUCCCAUAUGCGAUUCUGGACGCUCCAAAUCAUCUUUGUGGCCUUGCCCAAACUGGUCUACCUUGGCUACAUUCUUCAAGUCAUCCACAAAGAAAACAAACUGAGACAGCAUUUACAAAACCAGCUGGAGAAAACUGAUGUCAAACUACCCAAAUACACCGAUGACAACGGGAAGAUUUAUUACAAAGGAAGCCUGCUUCGUUGCUAUAUGCUGAGUCUCUUUGUGACUAUAUUGUUUGAAGCAGGGUUCAUUGUAGGCCAGUAUUAUUUAAUUGGGCUUUGGAUGCCCACACAGCUAGAAUGUAAUGAAUACCCUUGCCCUAAAACCGGCUUGCAUUGUUAUACAUCCCGCCCAACUGAAAAGAGCAUCUUCAUUAUCUUCAUGCUUGUUGUGGCGUGUGUGUCUUUGGUUUUGAAUCUAGGAGAAAUAUUCUAUCUGAUGGGUCGUAGGAGGCAGCACAAGAUGAGGCCACCUGCAGUGGUUGAAAUGGAGAACUUAACCCUUACUAAGACAUUUUGCUAAAUUAAACAGUCUGACAUGUCAUCAUAUUUCCCUUAUAGACCCAUUUCCUGUUCUAUUCUAAGAUUAAAGAUUCACAUGUUCUGUGCUCUCUCCCACUUUUUAAAAAUCACUUUAUGUACAUUGUAUCUGUUUUAUACGUAAUUGCUCACUUGGUAGCUAAUGGAAGAAAACAAUUUAAUUAUUAUUAACAAUGGCCUAUUUUAACAGUAGCUUAACACACAAUUCAGGGACUAUUAUGAACACAAUAAUUGUGAAUAUGUCAUAUGUGCAAAUAAAAAUACACACAAAAACAACAGGAUACAUAGAGUGUUGUUUAUGAGAUGCAAGAUGAAUGGUUAGCCUAUUUAUAAAUAUUACGAGUGAUAUUGUCCAAUGUUGACUAGAAAAAUGUUUGAUUCGCAUUGCUAUUAUGUCUUUUCAUCACAGGGUGGCGUGUGAAGAGCACAAAUCAUCAGUGCAUU